Molecule: messenger RNA, 1221 nt
Organism: Parastagonospora nodorum SN15
Lineage: Eukaryota; Fungi; Ascomycota; Dothideomycetes; Pleosporales; Phaeosphaeriaceae
Exons: 2
Coding region: 1-1221 (406 amino acids)
Biological process (GO): L-tyrosine catabolic process
Molecular function (GO): 4-hydroxyphenylpyruvate dioxygenase activity
Source: RefSeq, a predicted model, not a curated record
AUGGCGCCUGCUGCUAUCUCACCACCGAGCUCGCCGAGCUUGACGAAUGCUACACCUUCAUCAGAUGUCUCGGCGUACCGUGGAUAUCACCAUGUACACUGGUAUGUUGGGAAUGCUAAACAGGCUGCUUCGUUCUAUGUCUCGCGCAUGGGCUUCGAGCGAGUUGCAUACCGCGGACUAGAGACUGGAUCGCGAGCCACUGCUUCUCAUGUCAUUCGAAACGGCAAUGUUACUUUCGUCCUGACAUCGCCUUUGAGAUGUCUGGAGCAGAGCACACGGUUCAGCAAAGAAGAUGAGCAACUGCUUCGGGAGAUCCAUGAGCAUCAGGAGAGGCAUGGCGAUGCAGUAAAGGACGUUGCUUUCGAAGUCGACAACCUAGACGCCAUCUACACUGCCGCCGUCUCCUCAGGCGCCACCAUCAUCGCCGCCCCCCACGACAUCUCCGACUCAUCCGGCACCGUCCGCCUCGCCACAAUCCGCACAUACGGCGACACAACACACACCCUGAUCCAAAAGAACUCGUACACCGGCACGUUCCUCCCCGGCUACCGCUCCGAGCCCAAGACCCGCGACGCGCUCUCCCGCUUCCUCCCGCCUGUCCAACUGCACGCCAUCGACCACUGCGUCGGCAACCAGGACUGGGAUGAGAUGGAAGACGUUUGUUCUUACUACGAGAAUGUCCUGGGCUUCCACCGCUUCUGGAGCGUAGACGACAAGGAUAUCUGCACCGAGUACUCUGCGCUGAAAUCAAUCGUCAUGUCCAGCCCCAACGACGUGGUCAAGAUGCCCAUCAACGAGCCCGCAAAGGGCAAAAAACAGAGCCAGAUCGAGGAGUACGUGGAUUUCUACGGCGGCCCGGGCGUGCAGCACAUUGCUCUGCGCACGGAUGAUAUCGUGAGCGCUAUUACGAAUCUCAAGGCGCGCGGCGUCGAGUUCAUCAAGGUCCCGGAGACGUACUACGAUAGCAUGAAGCUGCGGCUUAAGAAGUCUGGGCUGGUGCUGAAUGAGGACUUUGAAGUGCUUAAGAGUCUUGAUAUCUUGAUUGAUUUUGACGAGGGCGGGUAUUUGUUGCAGUUAUUCACAAAGCAUUUGAUGGAUCGGCCGACGGUGUUCAUUGAAAUUAUUCAGCGGAACAACUUCGAUGGCUUCGGUGCGGGCAAUUUCAAGAGCUUGUUCGAGGCAAUCGAGAGGGAGCAGGAUGCUAGGGGGAACUUGGUGUAG